This is a messenger RNA of Branchiostoma floridae (Florida lancelet), 1696 nucleotides long. Its product is annotated as glycine receptor subunit beta-like. Gene Ontology annotation, biological process: regulation of membrane potential; signal transduction; chloride transmembrane transport. The record is from RefSeq and is a predicted model, not a curated record. The coding region runs from base 389 to 1696 and encodes 435 amino acids. Gene Ontology annotation, cellular component: synapse; neuron projection; membrane. Gene Ontology annotation, molecular function: transmembrane signaling receptor activity; neurotransmitter receptor activity; chloride channel activity. The transcript is spliced from 9 exons. NCBI's taxonomy places the organism in Eukaryota, Metazoa, Chordata, Leptocardii, Amphioxiformes, Branchiostomatidae.
UUAACAUUAUGUAAACAAGCCAAUCACAUUCUUUGGAAUCUCCCAGGAUCUGUUUUCAGUUAACGAGGGUAACGUGAGCUGGUCAGGCUACCAGAGGUUUAAAACCGGAGAAUUUCUACCAGCUGGGUACGACACCUCUCAAGGACCAAACGAUAAAGAAGAACUUUACGUUGCUUCUUCAAUAUACAUCACACGAGUGGGAUUCCUGUCAGAGGAACACGGAAACAUAUCUAUCAACAUAGAGUACUCCCUGUCCUGGCUUGAUGGACGUCUCGCAGGCCUUACCCAAUCAUGGGUUCCCGUUCCGGCCAACUCCAUCUGGUCCCCGCCGGUUGCCUUCGGACGGACGGUUCGCCGAGCCAUCGCCACCAGCGAGGAUGAUAACUGGAUGUGGUUCGACCCACGUGGACUGGUUGUCCUGAAGAUAAGUCGCCAGCUGUCAGUAAACUGUGUAUCACACUUGGCGAUGUAUCCACUCGACACACAAGUCUGCACUGUGGCUUUGCUCGGAUACAAUGGAGUGAAGCUACGUCUCCAGCCAUCCACAAACAAAAUAACUGCACCUGUGAAGAGUGACGCCGCGGGGGUGGUGUCACAGUUCACUCUCAUCGGAGUGGAGGGGCGUACAAGGAUUCAGUCAUUCAUCGGCAACGACACAGGUUGCACUUUAUUCGAACAGAUGUGUGACUAUCUUUCGGAGCCAUGCAUGACGUCACUUCCGGACUGCACCAAAGAGACUUGCCGCGACUGUAGCGUCAUCGUCGGGAACUGUUCUCAUCAGUUUCACUUUUGUGAGCAGAAGCUGAACGAUACCAAUUCCUUCGACGUGUUGGAAGUGCGCAUUCAGCUUAGGAGGAUUUUAUGGCGGUACCUGUUGGACGACUACCUGCCGUCUGUAGUCAUCGUCGCGUCAUCCUAUCUCCAGACAUGGCUGCCAGUCGUGCAGGCUGACGUCACUGGCAGGGUCACUCUGGGCGCCAUGGCGAUCCUUUCUAUGGUCAAGCAAUGGUACGAAACUGGACGAAUGCCUUGGGUGGAAGAACCACGUGCAAUAGACAUUUGGAUGUUGGGAUGUCUAGCCUUUGUGUCUGCCUUACUUCUGGAGACCAGCGCGUUGCACUUCAUCUGUAACCACAUUCAAAAAAAGGAACAGAGAGAGAUCCGAUCCGAACAACGAGCGAGAGAACUUAAUCCGCCUAUUCAAAUACCGCGCCCAGGGCUGAUAGAUUCUUCAUCAAGUCCCAAGGUCAUCAAACCGCAGCCUCGUAACGCCCAUGCGUCGGCGGAGCCGGUGUACAUUCCUCGGGCACGGAUGCACACCCCCGGAUACCUCAGGUGGCACCAGGUCAAGGACAAAGAAUGGGUCGUUGUAAUCAAGUCUGAGAAGAAAACUCAGAAAAAUGCCUCCGCCCUUGAGGCUUCGCCAAAAACCGACGGUCAUGCUAUGGAUAGUCACGAUGAACAAGGCGCCAUUGUUUCAUACACACCAAAUCCGUCGAUGAUAAAUUCCACCUACGACAACAUUAAGUUCAAUAGCAGAGCAUUCGGUCCGAGUGCAGAGGAUAAAGCAGACCGUUUGGCAACGAAAAUCGACAGUUUUGCUCGAGUUAUUUUCCCAGUAGCGUUCGUCAUAUUAAGUGUUGCAUAUUGGGCUACCUACAGGUAUAAGGUAGUGGAUGACGAUGAAGGACAUUAG